Messenger RNA from Megalops cyprinoides (Indo-Pacific tarpon), 1515 nucleotides. RefSeq names its product bcl-2-like protein 15. The transcript is spliced from 4 exons. Lineage: Eukaryota; Metazoa; Chordata; Actinopteri; Elopiformes; Megalopidae. Bases 148 to 615 code for a protein of 155 amino acids. Gene Ontology annotation, biological process: regulation of apoptotic process. The record is from RefSeq and is a predicted model, not a curated record.
UCAAAACCAGGAAAUACCUGUGGGCACUCAUGUUUGCGAGCUGCCAGGUGACGUUAGCUGAUUAGAUCAUUCUUCGGUUCAGUACGAAGGGGAGCUCCGUGUCACUUUUGGGAAUAAUUUUUAUUCGGAGUUCUACUGUACAUAGCAAUGGCACCGAGAGACAUACAGGAACAAACUGCUCUUAUUAUCCGAUGUCUUUUUGACGACAGCCCUGCUUCAUUUAGGAAUAUGUCAGAUAUCGAGCCGGACGGGACCGGAGACGAUGAUGACUUUGACCCUGUCAUAAUUGCUGAUCAACUCCGCAAGCUAGGGGAUGACUUUGAGGAGAAGUUUAUCCAGCCUCUUAUAAAAGAUGUACAACAGGCAGCAGCAAACCAGGUGGAGACGGCCUUUAGCAAUAGCGUGCAGAGCCUGUGUAAGACCUGGGUGGCAAAGGGAGCGGACGUGGCCCCUGAGAUGCGGAUGCUGAGAGCCUCGAUCUCGCUGGGACUAUACGUGAAGAGCAACUACCCGGAAAUGAUAGGCGUCAUCCAGAAUGCCAUGACCAGCUUCAUCAACAACCAUGUGGCCCCUUGGGUGGAUCAGGUCGGGGGCUGGGACAAUGUGGCUGAGUAAAGAAGUCCCACUGGGAAGAGCAGUCGCCAGCAUUAUCUGCACGUGGGGGCGUUUCUCCUCUGAAACCUUGUCCUGUGUUUACCUCAAAUGUAAAGGCUCUCGGGACUGAUUUCAGUUGGUGUUUUCCUCAAAUGCACCACCUGACUGUAACGACUGGAACAGGAGGGAGGCAGCGUCACCUGCUGGAGACCCAAUGCUGAGACUGAGUCAGAGACAAUGCGCAUUUGGAGAGAAAUCAUGGAUUUUAUGCUGCGCACUUGCUGCUAAACAUUCCUGCAGACACGAGGCCUCAACAUUCAGCAUUCAGUGUCUAAUGAGAGUGUGUGUAACCAAAAUCAAAAUGACUGCAUGAAUAAAAAAAAAUAACAAACUUCAUUAUGACUAUGCAAUUCUCAGGGAAUGUACACACCUGUAACCACAGCAGUAAUGUGGACUCCUUUUGGUUUUGGUUGCACUGUGUGAAUAGAGGUCUGGGGCAGAAAGUGGGUGAGAAUGUAUGAGUAAAGUAUCAGCUUUGGUUAUGGUUAUAGUGUAUGCAUCACAUCAACUUCUAAAAUCACUGGCCUGAUUCCUGAAGCAAUCUGUGCAUUCUGAAACUGUAUACAGCGCAGGUUAUUCAGUCUGAGACACAAGAUUUGAACAUGCCACAGUGUCAGAAUAAUCACUUUGUUUCUUACUGCUAUAAAUUAUUUGUCAGAAUUGAGUUUCAUCUUUUUGGGGUUGUCUCUCACAGUGGUCACCUACCUCAUCUAUGCAUUUGAUUUAGUAAACAGAACAAACUGGAUUCAUUGGUAUAUUUACCAGUCGCCAAAUAUAGUACAACAUCCUCCAACAAGGAAAAGGGUGUUCUGAUUCAAGCUGUAUUCCUAUUGCUGAACACUCAUCAACAGAGUCUUUUGA